AUGGUUACCAACGAGCAUUUGGAGGACGCCGACAACGAAUUUGAGCUGAGCAGCGAUGUUCUGGCCAUGAUCGCCGAGAUCAAAGCGAAGAAUGACGCUCCCUUGGAUGAAAACGAGAACACUGCAAACUCAAAGACGGAGAUUUGGAGUGUAAGUCCUUUUUUAUUUUGUGUUUCAGGUUUAGGAAGAUUAUAGCGAUGUUAAAUCAGCCCUUUUUCAUGUGCAUUACCUGAAGCUUGAGCUGAAAAAAUAUGGAAUAGUUUUGUCCGAAAUUUUUUGGAGACGAUCUCGGAGAUACAGGGAAGCUUUGCGGAAAUUUUGGCUUUGCUUCUUUUUAAAAUCUUAGAAUUACACCUGAUGUUAUUUUAUACAUCUGCUGAUAUCUAAAUUUCUUUUUUGUUGGACUUUAUCGUACAAUUUCAGAUGAGCCAGUUCUGGUACACCAAGGAUACCUCCGACAAGCUCUGUGAAGAAAUUCUCGAGCUCGCCAAGAGCUUCAAUGGACCCGUGAAGGUUGCGUUUUUGUCUUGUCCGACGAUAUUUGAGGCUCUCGAGAAGAAAAAGGUAUGUCUUUUGUUUUUUCUUGAUGUUUAGGUAUCCGAAGCGUAUUCUGGGCCUUUGUAAUGUUAUUUUCUGUCUUCAGGAGGUUUCGUUUGAGCUGUACACGCAUCUGUACGAGUUUGACACUCGAUUUGGCGAAGCUCAUCCGAAUUUUACCUUCUACGAUUACAACGAUCCUCUUGAGGUCCCGGCAGCUCACAGAAAUCUGUUUGACAUUAUUGUUGUCGAUCCUCCUCACCUUUCCGAUGAGUGUGCUGUAAAAUACGCUCAGACGAUGCGCGUAUUGGCCAAAGAGAAAGAUUCGCCAAUAAUAUAUUGUACUGCAGCAAAAAUGGAGGAAAUUGUAAGUAAUUUCUUUUCUUUUGGUUUGGUUUUUAGGUGAAUUCGUCGAUAAUUCGACUCUAGAGGUGAUUUGGUGUCGUUUUACAGGUCAAAAAGUUGUUCAACGUGCGAAUGACCAAUUUCCAUCCUGAGCACAACUCGAAAUUGGGAAAUAUCUUCUGUUGUUAUACGAAUUACGAACCGAAGACCUUCCAAUGGGAUGAGGAAUGA
Messenger RNA from Bursaphelenchus xylophilus (pine wood nematode), 1113 nucleotides. The record is from the annotation of a GenBank genome assembly. NCBI's taxonomy places the organism in Eukaryota, Metazoa, Nematoda, Chromadorea, Rhabditida, Aphelenchoididae.